AUGCAAUCCUCAUCCACCUCCUCCUCCUCCACUGGCACCGCCGUCUCCUCCAUCUAUGGCCAUCAACCCUUCUCCUCCUCCUCCAUCAACCAUCAUCCUCGCUCCUCUCCCCCAGAUCUACUCGAAAAGGAGGACCGCACAUCCGUCCAUACCACCGACUCCCGCGCUUACAAUCUCUCCGCCUUGGACGACCAGUUGGGCGCGGGUUAUGCUGUCGCUAGUCGCAAAAGGAACGUCGACUUUCAUGCAAUCUUUAAGUCUAUUCCUGAGGACGAUUAUCUCAUCGAAGAUUACGGAUGUGCUUUACAACGUGAUAUUCUCGUCCAAGGACGCUUAUACAUUUCGGAGCAACAUCUCUGUUUCAAUGCUAAUAUCUUUGGUUGGGUUACCACUCUCGUCAUUCCUUUUUCUGAUGUGGUGACCGUCGAAAAACGGAUGACUGCUUUGAUCAUUCCUAAUGCUAUUCAAGUGAUCACCACUCAGAGUCGACAUACAUUUGCCUCAUUCCUUUCCCGAGAUGCGACGUUUGAUUUGAUGAAUUCGAUCUGGAAUAUUGCCCGCCCGCCCGGAAGCAUACCGACGCAUGGCUUAACUCUGGAUGUGACGAUGCCCGCCUUAGAUGAUUUGAGUGAUGGGACGAAAGUCGCAGGAGGGUAUUCGGAAGACUCAUCUGCCUCCGCUCUCUCCCAUUCUUCUGCCACGCCCGCUCCUCCUAUCAAGAAAAUUGACCAUCCUCCGACGCAAUGCGAAUGUUCCCCCGACGAGCAUUAUAAGGAACUUAUCUGGGACGCUACUUAUCCUACCUCCCCUGAGAAACUUUAUAAUAUCUUGUUCCAAUCGGAUUUCUUGAAAGACUUUUGGGUCAAUGAGGAGCAUCUAACGGAGAUCGAAGUAGGAGACUGGACGACGUCACCAGAAGCCCAAUAUCCGUCGAGAUCGGUGUCAUAUAUCCGACCGGUGAAUGCGCCGGUGGGUCCGAAGACGAUCAAAUGUUUGGUAUCUGAUGAACAUCGCGCCCUGGAUUUCGACAAAUACGUCUCGGUCUUGAGCACCGCUAGAACCCCCGAUGCGCCCGCUGGUGGCAGCUUUUGCGUUCGCACUUUGACGUGUAUUACUUGGGGUCCGAAUAACUCUUCUAGGUGGCUCGUCACCGCUGCUGUUGAAUGGACUAAAGUUAAUCGGUUCUUGAAAUCUAUUAUUGAAAGUUCGGCCAUUAGUGGACAGAAAGCUUAUCAAGUCGGAGUCGAUCAAGCGUUACGAAAACACAUCCAACUAUCUCAGCCUCCGGAGCCGAUGAGCGAGCGAGUUGAGAGUGCCGGAGGAGCGGGAAAUAGCGGCGGAGGAGUUGGAGCGGGUUUGGGAGUCGGAGGAGUCAAAGCGAAAGGGGAACGAGGGAGGCCGAUUUCGAUGGCUCAAGCAGGCCGGAGUGGGACGGUCAAAGGGACCCCGGAGAGCCGGCCAUCGGACGCGAAUCGUACGUCUUCUAAGAUCGGGUCCGGUUCAGGAACAGCUGUUGUCUCGCUCUUUGGACUCGAGUUGUCCUGGAUGAUGCUCGGCUCAAUCGGCCUGGUCUUCCUCCUCCUCGUCUGGAACUUGCUCCUCUCCUUCUCUCCCCCUCGUCAUCAUCAUCAUCAUUCUUCUUCUUCGACGACGACGACAACGAGUCCUUCUCCGGUCCAUUUCGACGAUCCUUCCCAGCAGCUUCUUCUUCCUCCUCAGAAUCAGAACUCUAAGCAUCGCCAUUAUGAUCAGCAGUUGUCGCGCGACGUCGCCCAUACCGUGCGCGAAGCUUUGCACGAAUACUUCCGGGACCAUCCGAUCCUUCUCCACUCUUCAUCUCCAUCUCCAUCUUCUUCUCCACUCGAUAACCCUUUGUCUUCUUUCGAAGGCUCGACAACCGAGCCUUCUCCUUUAAACCAGGACGCCCCUGGAGACGGUGAUGGACAAUCUGGGACGGAGAAUGCGGGGGUCUUGUCCCCAGAUCUGGAAAUUGCGCAGAUUGAAUUGCUGCUCCAGUCGCUCGAGAUCCGAAUCAGGAAUGUCCGCAACUCGUUGGUCCUUAAUCCCAAUCCUUCUCAACCUGAGCACUCUUCUUCUUCUUCCCACACUUCUUCCCCUGGGGCUUUCAGUUAG
Molecule: messenger RNA, 2133 nt
Organism: Puccinia graminis f. sp. tritici CRL 75-36-700-3
Lineage: Eukaryota; Fungi; Basidiomycota; Pucciniomycetes; Pucciniales; Pucciniaceae
Exons: 6
Coding region: 1-2133 (710 amino acids)
Biological process (GO): intracellular sterol transport
Cellular component (GO): endoplasmic reticulum membrane; endoplasmic reticulum-plasma membrane contact site; mitochondrion
Molecular function (GO): sterol binding; sterol transfer activity
Source: RefSeq, a predicted model, not a curated record